AUGCAUACAAAUAGGUUGAAGAUAAUUUCAAAUAAUAGCAAUUAUUAUACUUAUAAGAGUAUCCUUUGUUCUUAUAAGUUUUAUUCAUUUUUGAGAAAAUCAUUAACAAAAAAACAUUUUAAUAAUUUUCAACUUAUAGAUAAAAAAUGGAAUAAUUCGAUAAAAAGCAAAUCAGGACAUAAAAAUGAAAAUAUACUUUCUAAUAAUAAUGGGAAAAUAGAUAAUGAUAUAAACAUUUUUAAUGAUAAAAUAGUAAUAACAAAUAAAUCAAAUAGUAAUAAAGUAUUCUCCUUAUAUACUAAGACAUAUAUAAGUAAGGAAAGUGAGCAAAUAUUAAUUUUAUCUCUUAAGAAGUUGAAUGAAUAUGAAAAAAUAAAAGAAAAUGUAAAAAUUAGUGUUUUUAUUUUUGAACUACAAAAUUUAAGUAAAUCUAAAAUUUCUUUUAACGUUUUAAAAAAAAUAGAAAUUAUAAAUAAUUUAUUUACACACAUUAACAACAACAUAGGCGAUGCAUCACCAUCAUUAUUGCUAUCAGUAUCAAUAAGCUAUAAAAAUAUAAAUUUAAAUAAAUAUACAUAUUUUAAAAAUAUUUUACGUGAAGUAUGUAAUCAUAUAAAAGUUUAUAGAAGUAAUAAACUAAAUAAAUUACUAAAAAAUGAAAAUGAAAAAGAAGACUACGAAUACACUAUUGAAUUACUUAAUAAAAAAAAAAAAAAUAAAAAAAAAAUUAAUAUGUUAAAUAUCUAUACUAACAAUUUAAACAACAGUGCUUUAUGCUAUAUAUUGUAUUCCUACUCUUCGUUGUUUACUAUUUCUAAUUCAUAUUUGCUUUAUAUAUGUAAAUAUAUUUUGCUAAAUGUAUGUAAUAUUAAUUAUUUAGAUAUGUUGUCUCUUUUAUAUUUCUUAAAUAGAACAAAUGUAAAAAUAAAAAAAUCAGAUAUAGCUUAUUAUAAAGAUAUUGAACUGAGUAAGCUAAAAGAAAAAAAUAAUAGUCAUUUAGAGAAUAAUAAUGAUAAUAAAAAUAACUUUAAUGUUGAAGAUAAGGAAAUGCAUAAUUCAAAGUCAAAUGAUCAAAAUAAAUUAGUAGUUAAUAAAAUAAAGGAUUUAAAGAAUAAUAACAAUAAAUAUAAUGAAUAUAAAAAUAUUUAUAUGAAAAUACUAAGAACUAUUAUUUACAUAAUAAACAAAAAAAAAACGUAUUUUGAAAAUUCAAAUAUUUUAAUAUUAAUUUUAUAUUAUUAUUUUAAAAUGAAUUUAAUACCAAUUCAAAUUUUUUAUAAACUUCACUUUAAAAUAAAGAAAAAUAUUAAGAGUAUUGAUAUUAAAUAUAUAUCUUUAUAUUUAUAUAUUUUAAGUAGUAUUAAAUUUAGUAUUAACUAUUAUAAAUUCAUAUACAAAUAUUUAACUAAUGUUUUUCAAGAGAAAAUAAAAGAAUUUAACAUUUUAUCGUUAUCGUUAUCUUUUUACACACUCUCUAAAAAUCAGUAUUACAACGAGAAUUUUGUAAAAAGUUGCAUAAAUUUAUUUCAAUUAAAAAGUGAAUCAUUAAAUGAUAUAAACAUAACAAACAUUAUAUAUACCUUAGGGAAGAUAAAAAUAAGAGAUGAUAUAUUAUGCAAUAAGUUAUGUGAUAUAUUAAUUAGAAGAAUUGAUAAUAUAUCAGCAAUAAAUUUAAGUUUAAUUGUUCAUAAUUUAUCAAAAAUUAAUUAUAAAAAUGAAAGAUUUUAUAAUAUCUGUUUAAAAAAAGCGAAAGAAUUAUUAUGUAGUUUUACUUUGAAACAAUUAGUAAUUUUUGCUGAAGGAAUGAUAAUAAAUAAUAUGUAUGAUUAUGAAUUUUUUGAAAUGUUUUUUAAUCAACUUAUAAAAUUAGACAAUAGCUUUAAUCAAAAAAAAAAAAAUAUAUUGAAUAAAAUAUGCUUUAGUUUAGUUUUAGAAAAACCAGAUUUUGUAAAAAACUUUCCUUUAUCAAUUAAAACUACCAUAUCUAAUAAUAUUAAUUAUAUUCAAAAUAAAAAUUUUAGUGAUAUACAUGAUGAAAUUAUAAAUAUACUAAAUUAUUUGAAUAUUGAAAAUUUUGAAAUAUUAAAAAAAAAGGAACCAUAUAUUUUUGAUAUAUUUAUUAAAAAUAAUCCCAAUGUAUAUAUUGAUAUAAUAUCAUCAUUAAAAUUUCUUAAAAAUUAUAAUAGUUUAAAUGGAUUAACAGAAUUAAAAAAAAGGCAUAUGGAAUUAUUAAAUAUUAAAUAUUAUUACUUUAAUAAAAGCUGUUAUUUAUCACUAGACAGUUUAGAUAAAAAAGUUAAUUUUAUUAAAAAUUUUUUAAAAAAUGAAUGCUCAUUGAAUUUUAAUUACGUAAAUGAAAUGAAGGAACAAAAAAAAAGUGAAAUAAAAAAUUUAAUUUUAUUUAAUGAAAAUCAAAAGAAUUAUAUAGAAAAAAUAAAUAAAAAAAGAAAAUUUUAUGAUAAAAAAUAUUCUUCGAAUAAUAAAUAUUCUAUUAAAAAUAAAGAUUUUUAUGUAUUCCCAUCCUGUGCAAAAACUGAAAAUAUAGAAAAAAAAUUUCGUAAAAAUAUAAUUAACAAAGUAAAUUUUCAGGAACCAUUAAUAAAAAAGCAACAAAUAUAUAUUGAUUGUGAUGAUAAUAUUUUAUUAAAUGAAAGAAAAAUUAGCUUAUUAAAGAAUUCCUUUUUUGAGUUACCAAAAAAGGAUAUGAAAAAUUCUCAUUUUCAAUUUAAUAAUGAAAAUAAAUUUUUGUUUGAAAAAAAAUGCCACGGAUUAAGCAAGCAUGAAUAUUAUGAUGAAAAAACUAAUAAAAUAAUAAUCAAAAAAAUUAUUUAA
This is a messenger RNA of Plasmodium relictum, 2832 nucleotides long. RefSeq names its product conserved Plasmodium protein, unknown function. Bases 1 to 2832 code for a protein of 943 amino acids. NCBI's taxonomy places the organism in Eukaryota, Apicomplexa, Aconoidasida, Haemosporida, Plasmodiidae. The record is from RefSeq and is a predicted model, not a curated record. The transcript has 2 exons.